ACAAGGUGCGGCGCUACAUGGCAAUCCACGGCGAGGUGGAGCUCGCGCACGGCAAGAAGAUGAAGCUGGAGAGCAAGCAGGAGAGCAGCAACGGCGAAGACAGGAACAAGUGCUGUGCCAUCUGUAACAUGACCUUUUCCUCUCCUGUUGUGGCCAUGUCUCACUAUCUAGGCAAGACACAUGCCAAGAACCUGAAGCUGAAGCAGCAAGCCCCCAAAGCGGAAGUUGCUACACCUUCACAGAAAUGUCCCGCUCAGCUCCCUCCUGCCACAGUGCCCUCUAACGAGGAGACCAAGUGCACGGCUGACCCAGACAAGUUUUGCAGCCUCUGUCAUGCUACCUUCAACAACCCACUCAUGGCCAAGCAGCACUACACAGGCAAGAAGCACAGGAAGCAGGAGACCAAACUCAAGCUGAUGGCGCACUAUGGCCGUACUCCCGAUGCUCCUGCCGCCACCUCUGCUGCUGGGAAGGGGUACCCCUGCAGCACCUGUAACAUCGUGCUCAACUCCAUAGAGCAGUACCAGGCUCACAUCAGUGGCUUCAAACACAAGAACCAGAUGCCAGGAGCAGUGCCGGUCGUGGGCCGGUUCCCGAGGCAGCAGUACGUCCGGGAAGAGUCGACUGGCCCGGGGGGCUACAGCUACUUCAGCCAAGACUUCUAGAGCCGGCUGCAACACUACCCUGGACCCAGCUGGUGCUCCAAGAACAAACAUCCCUUGCCAACCCCACGAUUUCCUUGUCCCCAGGAUGGGCAGGACCUGACGAGCAGAACCAGCACUGCCCAUGCCUUGGGAGAGGGGCUGGCCGGAGCAGACUCCAGACGGCCUAACUCAGCCCUUAGUCUGUCUAGCCAUCACUCGGCAUUUCUUCUUGUGGUGGGGGAGGGGAAGGAGGCAGGGGCUGUUGGGCCAGGAGAGUCUUGCCUGCAAGCAGCCUGUCUCCAAUCCCCUCCCAACCCCCACAACACGCUGCAGCAAGUUCCUGUAGACGCCUGGGCCAAGGCUCCGGGAGCUGCGGUGGAUUGCACCCUUGGUGGCACAUAUGGACCCAGCCUUUCAGGGCUCCACUUGUCCAGCCCUUCCCUGCUGCUGGGAUGCUAUCAUCACGCUGGAGCCCUGGCCCGUCACCCCCAGUUGCAGCAUGUGCUGUGCAACCCCUAGGUGCAGCGAUGGAGCUGCCUGGCUCUGGAGGUUGCUGCAUACUUGCUGCCCUUCCAACUUGGAAGUUCGGGGGUGGCCUAGCCUUCUCUGCCAGUGCUCCCCCUGCACUGCGCUUGCCCCUCCAGCUGCUGGCAGGGCAGGGCUCUGCUGGAGGAGGCCCCUGCAGGAAGAAUGGGCAGCACAGCCCCCUUGUUGCAUUUUGAAUCCAGUUUGUAUGCGCCCUGUCCUCCCCCUGUGGUAUCCCCCUCCCUGCCAGGGCAGUGCCUGCGCCAGGCUGAGCUGAGCAGGCAGGUCAUGAAGGGCCAUGGCUCCUCCCUGCUGCUCCCUGUCUCUCAUGAGGCCUGUACUGUGGGUCCUGGGGCAGCCUCAGCCAUACGCGUGUGUGAUGCUGCUUCCCCUGCUUGGCAGGAAGCCCCUGCUAAGGAGGGAGACAUGCCUCUGGGCUCCAGCUUGCCCAGCACAGGCAAGGGGCAUGACAGCUGAGUGGGCAAAGCAAGUGGCUGUCCAGACCCACCUGCGUGCUGCUGUGCCUGGCCUGGAUGAGGCACUGCCAUGCCAUUGGCACUGGCUGUGCCCUUGCAGUGAAGGCCCUAGGCAGGGGCUGGAGCUAGAUGCUGCCUCUGGCUGCGCUGGUGCCCUCCGCCAUCACAGAGCAGGUAUCCAGCGUCUCCCUUGGCACCUGCUUCCCUCCCCUGUGCGGGCGCCUGCUGCUCUGAGCCUUGCCGUGUGUCUGAUGUCUGGGCUUGGCACCUUCUGGGGGAGUCCUUGAGCCCUCACAACCCGAUGAAUUAGGUGCUGCUGACCCAGAGAGAGCACUAAUGUGUGGCAGGCUAUGCCCUAGCCCAUAGCUCCUGUCUCAGCUGUGCUUCUGGCACCCUGCAAGGGCCUGGGCUCUGCCCCAGGCUGCGCAGCUCACUCCACGUGUGUCCCCACUGCUCUGUUCCACCUCCUUGGAGGCCGCCUGCCCGCGUCCACGUCCCCAGGCGUCAGUUCUCAGAAUAGAGCCUGUUUGUUACAA
This is a messenger RNA of Gavialis gangeticus (Gharial), 2181 nucleotides long. RefSeq names its product zinc finger protein 346 (gene ZNF346). NCBI's taxonomy places the organism in Eukaryota, Metazoa, Chordata, Crocodylia, Gavialidae. The record is from RefSeq and is a predicted model, not a curated record. The coding region runs from base 18 to 665 and encodes 215 amino acids. Gene Ontology annotation, molecular function: double-stranded RNA binding; zinc ion binding. The transcript has 5 exons.